AAUAACCUUCUCUUUUAAAUCUUACAUGUAAAUAAUCAAAAUUUUGAAGGUAUUUAUGUAAAAAAUGAGUUACUUGCCAAGUUCAAAUAUGGGAGGAGUUUAGAUUUACAAAUUUGGGAUCAUUUCAUCCAUUUUAAAUCAAUUAGUUCUUAAGAAAUGGUCUAUUCUCUAUCUCCCCAUCUCUUCCCUCCUCCCCCCUCCCCUCUUUUCCACCAAUCAAAUUGAAAACCUUUUGUAUUUUGUUCAAAUAUGUUCUUUAUAAGAGCCUUGAAUGAAAGUGGUGAGAAUUUUGCUCCUAAUUGAAAUGGGUAUAUCCAUGUGCACCAACGGAAGUCAUCUAAGGGAUGUAGUGUUGAUACCCCUAGGUAAAGAAGAAGGGUGAAGGAUUAUACACAUUGAAAUGUAUGAGUUCAAGAUGUUGAAAGAUGGAAUUAGUUGAAUUUGGAAAGGGCAAUUUGUGACUUUUCCCAUAUUUACAUGCAUAAGAAAAAACAAUCUUUUGUAGAAACUUUGAAGUUGCAACCUGUCAACACUUUAAUACCAAACAUCUAUAGAAUCAAAUUCUAAAACAAAACCUAGACUAGGAAAUAGAAAUGAGAAACAAUUGUUGAAGACUCAAACUUGGAUUGAGGAGUUAGUUGAACCUUGACAUAAAAACAGAUUGAUGAGGACUUGUCAAUGAAAUUGGUGAGGUCAAAAGUAUAAUGACCACCUUAAGUUUCCCUUUUUAAGUAAAGUCUCCUUGUGCACUUGUCUACAUUCAAAUAGUGCAUUGUUAUCAAAAAUAAAUCUAGCUAUAGUAUUUAGAUUUUUGGUGAUUUCAGGCACAAGCAAGAUUUGGUUAAAAUGUAGAACACAAUUAUGAGUAAGCAAAGAGCUAGAACUAGUAUGGUAAAUAUGCAAACCUAUUAUUACACAUGCAUGAUUUGGUUAAAAUGUAGAACACAAUUAUGAGCAAGCAAAGAAGUAGAACUAGUAUGACAAAUAUAUAUAUAUAUAUAUAUUUAUGAAUAAAUAGCAAUAUAUUAAAAAAGAAAAAGGCACAUCAAGGAAGCGCCCCAAAGUAUAUAAGUGGUAUACAAAAGAGAUUAAAGAACCCCUCAAACAGAGCCUAACCAAUCUAUAAAAUCCACAAAGGAAGGGAGACCAAAGUAAAAAAAAAAACCCCUUAGCCCACGCCCAAAGAUUACAAAGGAAAAAAGAUUUACACCCUUGAACCAAAUGCCCCUCAUUUUCAAAAGCCUUAUUGUUUCUUUCCUUUCAAACUAUCCAAAAAAGACACAAGGGAGCUAAAAGCCACACUUUCUUCCUCUUCUUUCUCACACAAGACCCAAGCCACCCUAAUCACUCCUCUCUAACUGAAUAUGGGAGCACCCAUGACACCCCCAAAAGGGAAAAUAGUAAGUUCCAUAAACUUUUUGCCAGCUCACAAUGCAAAAGGAUGUGAUCAAUAGACUCUUUCUCUGAAAGACACAAAUAACAUCUGUUAGCCAAAGGGAACCGUCUCAUCUGAAUAUGAUCCAAAGUUAAAAACUUUUUCCACAUAGCCUCCCAAGCAAAAAAAAGUCACCCUCGGAGGCACCAAAGAGUUCCAAAUUACUCUUGCAGGAAAAUCCCCUAGUAUUUUCGAUUCCAAAGUCUUAUAAAGAGACUUGAUAGAAAAUCUUUCAUCCUUUGCCUUUGUCCAAACUACUUUAUUUUCCACAUCACUAUAUGCCCUCCUCCUUGCAACCUUAAGAGAAAGCGCUCCACAUUGAACACUUCCCAAUCGUAAGCUGCCUAGAGAACCUAGGAGCCUACACUCCUUCUUUAGAGUGGCUCUACACAUCCUCCACCCCAGCCUCCUUAGCCAAGGAAAUAGUAAAUAAGAAAGGAAAAGAAAUACACAAAGGAUCAUUUCCAUACCACUUGUCCUUCCAAAAUCUAACCCUCCUACCAUCUCCCACAUGAUAAACCAUAUUGUUGCCUAUCACAUCCCAAACUCUCCUAAUAGCUUUCCACAAACCAACCCCAAAACUACCUCUCACAUCACAAAACCGCCAACCGCCCGCUUCUUCCUCAUACUUCCUACAAAUAACUUGCCUCCACAAAGCCUCCCUUUCCACCGCAAAACACCAAUUCCAUUUGCAUAAAAGAGCCUUAUUUAACAACGCCAAAUUCCUCACACCCAAACCACCAUCUUGUUUAUCUGAGCAAACAAUUGACUAAUCUACUAAAUGAGGCUUCUUUUUCAGGGUCCCACCACCCUAAAGAAAAUCCCUUUGGAUCUACUCCAAUCUCAAACUUACACUCCUUGGCAUAUAAAACAGGGACAUACAUUAGAUAGGCAUAUUGGACAGAGUGCUCCGGAUUAAAGUCAGUCUACCUUAUUUGGAGAUAUAUUGCCUUUUCCAAAUGGAAAGUCUUUUCCUCAGCCUUUCCUCAACCCUAUCCCAAAUUGCCGCAUCCUUAAAACGAGCACCAAAAGGAAGACCCAAGUAAGAAGACAGGAGCGUGCUAAACUUGCAACCAAACUCAAGAGCCAACUCCUUUACAUUCUCCACUUUUCCCUUCGCAAUGAGCUCACUUUUGUCCAAAUUCACCCUUAACCCCAACAUGGCUUCAAACCACAUAAGAAGUCAACUCAAAUAGGACACCUGAUAAAGAAAAGGCUCACAAAAGACUAAAGUGUCAUAUGCGAACAGCAAGUGAGAGAUCUCCACUCCUGCACCACCUUUACCAUUAAACUGCCACCCCGACAAAAACCCUCCCUUCCUCGCUCUCUUCAAUAAGCAACUGAGAGCCUCCAUGACAAUCACAAAAAGGUAAGGGGAUAAAGGAUCCCCUUGUCUCAAGCCCUAAGAACUUUGGAAGAAACUGGAAGGGGUUCCAUUAAUAAGGACGGAGAAACUAAUAGUACCUAUACACCAUUGGAUCCAAUUGAUCCAGUUAGCUCCAAAACCCAUCAUUUCCAACAACCAAAGAAGAAAUCUCCAGUUUACAUGGUCGUACGCCUUCUCAAUAUCCAACUUACAAAGGAUGCCACCAUCCCUGCCUUUUUGCAUCAAAUCAAUAGCCUCAUUCGCAAUCAACGAAGCAUCUAGGAUUUGUUUUCCCUUCACAAAAGCAUUUAGGGACUUGGAACUAUCUUUCCCACCACCUUUUUAAGCCUAUUAGCUAGCACCUUUGCUAACAACUUGUAAAGGUUGCCCACCAAGCUUAUAGGCCUAAAGUCCUUGAGAUCUUCAACUCCCCCUUUCUUAGGAAUUAAAACCAAAAAAGAGGCAUUAAUGCUCUUGACAAACCUGCCCCGAUCAAGAAAUUCCUUAAAGAACCCCAUGACUUCCUCCUUUAGAAAACUCCAACUGAAUUGCCAAAACGCCAUUGAGAAACCAACAAACCAGGAGCUUUAUCUCCAUUGAGGUCCGAGAGAGCACCAAAAACCUCUUCCAUAUUGAAAGGAGCCUCUAACAUUGUUAGAUCUUCCCCUUCAAGGACCCCAACUUGCAGCUUAUUGCAUCUGGGCCUUCACUUCUCUGUUUCAGACAAAAGAGAGUGGAAAACUUGAACCACUCCUUUGAUGUCACGGUUUUCCUUUACCCAAGUCCCAUUUAUCUUAAUCUUCACCAUAGAGUUGCCUCUCUUAUGUGUAGUAGCCAUUUUGUGGAAAAAGCCAAUAUUUAUGUUUCCCUCCCGCAACCAUAACUCUUUAUACUUUUGCCUCUAAAAGGUCUCUUCCAUUAUCACCCACUUCUUGUACUUCUCCAAGCCUGCUUCUUGAGACUUUGUUCUUCUGUAGACAACACCCUGUCUCCUUCUAUAAAAUCUCAAAACACUAUCUGCUUUAAGGUCGAUUCCUUUCUAGUAGAGAUAUUUUCAAACACUUCUUUGUUCCAAGUCUUCAAGUUAGCCUUAAGCGCUUUAAGUUUUUCAGACAGAGUGAAACUAAUAGGCCCUUUGAACUGGAAACCCAUCCACCAACUCUUUAACAAAUCCUUAAAAUGGUCUUCCUUCAACCACAUAUUCUCGAAUUUGAAGGGGGAAAGACCCUUUCUCACUCCUCUAUCGUCCAACAAGAUUGGACAGUGGUCUGAAAUAGGUCUAGGAAGAAGACAUUGAACUGUCCCAUUGAAAUAGCACUCCCAAUCCUUAGAAACUAGAAAUCUAUCCAACCUUGGUUGUAAUUGAUCAUUCAAACAACCCAUCCAUGUGAAAGACCUCCUUGCAAAGGAAGAUCCCACAAUUCCAAAUCCUCAAUGACCUCCGAGAAUCUUCUCAUUGCUGAAGAUAGUCUUGAAACUCUGUUCCUCUCUUUAAAAAAUUUGACAAUAUUAUAAUCUCCUCUUAUGCACCACGAAUCUUACCACAAACCCCUGAUAGUCCCCAACUCCUCCCAAAAAUCUUCCCUAAGCCUCCCAACAGAAGGACCAUACACCCUUGUAAAAACCCAACAGAAGCCAUCCUCUACAUUACUUGCGGCUUUACCGACACUGCCGCUUCUCCUUUCUCCCUAGCCCCGAAAUGAGGCUAUUUACCUUCUCUACGACUGCCAUACCCCAAGAAUUAAGAGCGCCCCACUCCAAGAACCUACCCACCCUUAAAAACUGAACCAAACUACACGAUAGACUUUGGAUUUUGAUUUCUUGGAAACAAACCAAAUCCGCCUUUUGAGCCUUGACUACAGAUUUGAUGAUCCUUCUUUUAUUGCUAUCAUUUGCCCCUCUCACAUUCUAAGAAAAGAUUCUAAACUUCAUUUACCCACAGAAACUGAACCAUACUCUCUAGGGAGAGAACGCUUCUACUUCCUAAACUUUUAAAAUUAAUGGAACAUUCCAGCCUUCCAAGUUCCCUUUCAAACCUUGAGGAUUCAACCUUAAUCCUUUUAGACCUAGACCACUGGUCCUUUUGUUCUUUCCUCAAUUUCCAUUUCUUAAGCAAAGCUAGAAUUUCCUUCUCAAAACUUGUGGUCGACAUGCCUAGAAAGUCACUAAAUUGGGCAAGACAACACGAUUUCCACUCCUCAGCCGACUCCGACCCACACUCAAGCCGCCUCAUUAAGUUGUCCAUUUCCUAGAGGCUCGCCUCACCUACCACAACUAGAGCCCUUUCUUCCCUAGAAGAGGUCGCCGUAGAACUCCUGUAAGCCAAAAUCAUAUUUAGAGGACGAAUACUCACAUCCACUUCAACACUUUUGCCCCCAGGCCACAAACAAGACUGCAGUCCCCUUACACAACCCUUUUUCAAUGAGAUGGAGAAGAAGAAGAGAAACCUUGUACUCCCUGAAGCACCAAAGAAUAAGAAGAACGAGAGGUGUACCUUGUCACUUCAGCCUGGAGAGCCUUAUUGGUGCUUGAAAUCCAAGCUGAAGGCGACUCGAUCAUCGUUGUCGGGAUAGUCUUUACUGCACGAUCACCCCUGACGAGAAGCCCUAAAGGGCAAACCCCCCUCCCCCAAAAAAAAUGUCCUCCCUGAUAAAAGAAAGGCCACAUGCCUAGGCUCGGCCCAACCCACCAUCUUUUCCAACAGCUAGCCUACUCACCCUAUGGGCCUUUUGCAAUAAAGAUGGGCCUUCUCACAACGGCCCACUUUCCCCGUUUAUGCUCACAAUCUCCUCUAAGCAAUCCCUUCUCCUGCCAACUAAGCUUUUCCUGCCACCGCCUCCAAAUUCUUCCCCACAUGCAACAACUUUUUUAACGCAACAGUCUGAACUUUCACCAAAACGACCACUCUUCUCUCUAGGGUUUGACACAUCUUCCCUACUAGUCUGCAAUAGAGGUACACUGACCUCCUACUCUGGCGGCCCAUUGUUGCAACUCCUCGGAACAACCAUGGAAAAUUUUGGGUGGGGGACUUCCCACCACAAUUUGAUAGAAUAGCUCAAAGACCCAUCCACUAGCUACAACAAGGCGGGUAGACCUUUCCCAUUCAACCUCACUAGGAUCCUAGCCUAGUAUAAUUGAAUCUAGUUCAUUGUGCCUUUAUCCACUGUGACAAAAUCUCCACAAUAGUCCCCAACUUUAAUAAAGACUUCACGGCUCCACAAAUGCAAAAGAAGACCCAACACUCUCACCUACGCCUCCUUGCAAGACUCCUUCUUCACCUUGCACCCAGUCUCAUGUCGCCACCUUUACAAAUUGAGGAGUCUCUCCCUGAACCUCUUAAAACCUCUAGCCAACACCUUUUUUGCCUCCAUUCAAUCCUCAAAGUCAAACAUAAGUAAAGACCCCCCAAAAACAGACACUUGCAACCCAUAUCUCAAGUGCCAUGUACCCCUCGCCCAAAUAUUCAAUGCUUGAAGCUCUGAGAUUGAAAAUGGUCCCUCACCAAACUUCCCAACUAGGCACCUUCUAAGCUUCUCCUCUUUAUCUUGCACAACUCCCUCCCCAAUUUGGAGCUAAGUAGUUUCCUCCCCCAAUCCCUCAUUAUUUCUUACUGUACUCGCAUACAACAUACUCUCACUUGUUGCCUUCCCACUUCCAGCCUUCCAACUGCCCCUAUUCUCAACCGAAGAUUCCACUUUCUUUUCCCCAAAAAAGGGAACAACCCCAAGUGACGAUAUUUCUCAACCAAACACUACUACAAAAAAUGUAAUUUAUGACGCUUUUUUUCUUGACGCUUAUAUAAAGUGUCAUUAUUUAUUCUCAAAAAUGGGUAUUAAUGACGCUUGCAUUAUCUUGGCGCUUUAAUGGGAGAAAUAAUGGCGUUUUUUUAAGCGUCAUUGUACAGUGAAUUUCAAAUAAUGACGCUUUUUUAAGUGCCAUUGUAGGAGAACCUCAACCUUGGCGCUUUUAAAAGCGUCAUUUUUUGUUCAUUUUAUAAUUACUCACAUUUUUCAAUUAAAAAAAAGGAGAUAAAUGUAAUAAAGCCUUUUCCAUACCCGAUGCCCACACUCAAGUUUCAUUACCAAAUCUGUCUCUAACUGAACCAGCAAGCUCCAACCAAUUUCGAUUGAGAAAAUGAAGUUCUUACUCCAAAUCAAGAAGAUAGCAUUCAUGGAUGUUCCACCGAUUUGACUAUUUGGGUGCUGGAUUGAGAGAAAGGAAAUGAAUGGAGAUAUGAGAGAAAGCUAGGAUUUUUUUAGAUUUGUAGGUUGGGAGAGGCAAGAGGCAGCAAAGGCAGGUGCCUUCGGUUGAAGAGGUAAGCAAGGAGGAAAGGUCGAAGAACCAAAGGAACAGAGGAAAGAAAAGAAGGGAAAAGAAAAAACCCAGAAGAGAGAGUUGUCGGAAUGGAGACAAAGGAAGGAGAAAAACCCAUAAAAAGGAAGUACAGAGGGAUGACACGGAAGCAUAUGAUUAUAAAAAACAGAAGCAAGGGGGUUAAGUUGCCGGUUAAGUACAAUCUUGAUGGCAUUUUCAUAGGAGAAUCAACAGUUCAUCUAACAAGCUACUUAGGCGUGUUAGCACGCACUAUGGUGCCAAUAAGAUAUAAAACUUGGCAUGUUGUACCUAAACAGUUGAAGGAUAAGUUAUGGGACAGCAUUGAGACUGCUUUUUCAUUAAAUCAUAAAAGCAGGAGGAAUUGUAUGUUAACAAUGGGAAAAUGUUUUCGGUCCUUUAAGAACUUGCUAACAGUGAAGUACAUUCUUCCUUUCGAAGACCAACCGGAGCUCCUCAAAAGACCACCAAUUCAAUAUACUUUUAUUGAGGAUGAAGAUUGGACAAUAUUUGUCAAAGAUAGAUUGUCUGACAACUUUAAGGAAUAUCGAGAAAUUCAAAAAGAAAGAAGAAAGAGAAACAUUUAUAAUCACCAUCUAAGUAGGAAAGGAUAUGCCGGUCUUGAGGAAGAGAUGAUGGUUGCAAGUGGAUCAACUGAAACUAUUGAUCGAAGCAUAUUGUGGAAGAAAGCAAGGAAAAAAAAGGACGACACCUUUGAUGAAGUGGCCAGACCAGUAAUUGAGAAAAUAGACAAGCUAUUGAAAGAGUCUCAAGAGAAUGGUAGAAGUGUUAGUGGAAGUAAUGAUAUAUUUGUGGAAGCAUUGGGUACUCCUGAGUAUAGUGGUCGAGUUAGGGCCAAAGGGAAGCACUACACACCUCGCCAAUAUUUCAAUAGUGUUGCAGAUCGUGCUGUCAGGGAUUUCAUAGCAGCAUCUAAAGAAGAACAAAGAAUAUUUCAGGCAGAAGUGCUAGCAAAACUGUCUCAAGUAGGAACUGUUACUUCCCAAUCUGAUGUUAGCAGUUCAAACAUGAAGCAAAAACAACUUCUCCUACCAAAAGCAAUGGAUAAGUCAAUCCGUAAAGUUGAAGAUGUGACCCCACCAGAAGCAAUAGAACCACAGAAGAAGGUUAGAAAAUGUGAGCUGGCCAUAGGCACCAAGGAAAAUAUAGUGGCAGGUGGAACAAUUAUACUUGAAUGUGGUCCCAACUAUUUAGUAGUUGUUGAUGCUCCUUAUGAUUCAAGUGCACCCCUUCCCAUUCCUAUUCCUGGACAAACUACUACUGUUGGGGCUGCAAUUGGUUACCAAGUUUUGUGGCCAACUGAUUUGGUCAUCAUCCGUACUCCCAUCUUAGCAUCUAAGAAAGCAAAGAAACAAAAAGUAAAUGAAGUUGAAGUCAAAUCCAAGGGUGAAAAACCACAAGAUAUGAAAAAUUUUGAGACAUUGGUUGGCCUCAUGCUGAGUACAUCAAGAACACACCCUAUAAACUUCCCAGAUGAUGUUUUUGGUGAGAGUUUCAAGACCUUCAUGAUGAAAGAAGAUAUGGAAAUGAUAAUAUCAUCAAAAGAAGUGUCAUCCAAUUGUAUUUUAUACUAUAUCUCGCAUUUGCAUAGAAAGUUGAUUGAUGCAAAGCAGGCCGAACGAUAUGUUUUUGUCAAUCUAGCAUUGGUCUCAAAAGCUGGAAUGGGAGAGGGAAGCAAGGAAAACAUGUCAAGGGUUAUUGCAGAUCGACUAAAGAAUACAAAGCAUGCUGAAUAUAUGCUUAUUCCAUACAACCCAGAUUUCCAUUGGGUGUUAGUGGCAUUGGAGAUGAAGAAAAUGAUUGCAUAUUACCUUGAUCCAAUGGCCUGUCAACCAUGUGAUGAUCUUAAGGACAUAGUUAACAUGACAAUAAGAAUCAACCCACCGGAAAAACAGAAAACAUCAAAGAGGGAGCCAACUUGGGUGAAAGUGGUUUGCCCAAGACAAACAGGUAGUGUGGAAUGUGGGUAUUACGUGAUGAGAUAUAUGAAGGAAAUCAUUGCUAAUCCAAACCAACUAACAUCAAAGGUUUGCACUCAAUUCAAUUCAUAUGGUUGGUCAUUUUACUAUAGCAUUUUUUUUUUUUUUUGGUCAAUUGAACUUAGUGAAUUGUAUAUGUCACUCCAAUUCAGUUUUACGGGAAGAAAUCAUAUAAUUAAAUGGAAAUUAAUGAAGUUCGAUCAAAUUGGGUUAUGUUAGUGACUCAGUUAAUCAUUACUCAUGUUUGAAGGUACCUCUUAUAACUUAUAGUCUAAUGCAACUUCAUAUUCUUUUAAAGAUGUAGUCAACAUUUUGUUAAUGUUAAUUUUAUAAUGGAUUUAUUCACAAUGAUAAUUUGUUAAUGUAUAUCUUUGUGCUCCUAGUUGGCAGUGUUUUCAAUAUGGAUCAUUUUGGGGGUUGCUCUAUUAUGAUUGAUGUAUAGUUGGCAUAUUGAGAGGUGAAGCCAAGUAGACAUGGUUGUACAAAAAGGCAUAGGUCAUUCUAUUAACAACGUUACUACUGCUCUUGAUGAAGGACACCCACAAACAAUUCAAAAUAUAUCAUCAAAAGAAUUUUGAGAUUGAGCAUCUAGAAAGUGAGUUACAACCAUCCUUUUGCACUUGGAAGAAAAAUGAUGUAAAACUAGAUGUAGUGAAGGUUAUGAAAAAUUCAAAGUUGAAGAAGAAGUUGUAAAAUUGUUGGUUUUAGUUGUUGAUUAUGUAUGAUGUUUAUGGAUAAAUUGUAAUAGUGAAAAAGGAAGACCAUAUUUGAUACUUUUUGUCAAUGGAGAUUCUUAAAUUAAGUUUUCAUUAUUAAUUUAA
Molecule: messenger RNA, 9954 nt
Organism: Vitis vinifera (wine grape)
Lineage: Eukaryota; Viridiplantae; Streptophyta; Magnoliopsida; Vitales; Vitaceae
Exons: 14
Coding region: 7205-9352 (715 amino acids)
Biological process (GO): proteolysis
Molecular function (GO): cysteine-type peptidase activity
Source: RefSeq, a predicted model, not a curated record